Molecule: messenger RNA, 3675 nt
Organism: Lachancea nothofagi CBS 11611
Lineage: Eukaryota; Fungi; Ascomycota; Saccharomycetes; Saccharomycetales; Saccharomycetaceae
Source: the annotation of a GenBank genome assembly
AUGGCUGAUAAUAAACCUGGGAAAGGUGCCAAUAGGCUGCUUAAAUUAAUGUCGGUAUCAUUCAAAGAGGCGUCCAUGGACUCUCCGUCAUUUAGGGCGAGCGCCAACUUCUAUCAUGUGCAAGUCGAAUCUUUGGAAAGCUGGAUUGAUAACGUGGCCAGAUUUUACAAACACAAGUUUCUACCGUCACUCGAUGACUUUAAGCAGCUGAGUGACACAUUUUUUGCCCAAUCACUUCCGCCUUCAGAUUACUUAUACAACGGUAUUGUUGAGAACCAGCUCUACACUCCAGCUAUACUGGAAGAAUUUCACAGCGAUCUCUGCAAUCUUUCCAGCCGCCUUCUAUUGCUAUUGCGAGGUGAUCCAGAGUCUUUUUUGUCUGCUCUCUCGAGGAUCCUAACCGAGGUAAUAGAGCCUUACAAGGAAAAGCGUAAGAACUUUGAUUACUUCCAAUCGAAACAUGACACACUUUUGGCGAAAUACCAAAGCAUCAAAGUGCAAGGACCAAACGUCGAGCCAUCAAGCAUGCGUGAAGAUGCAUUUCAGUUAUUUGAAGUACGCAAAGGCUAUCUAGAGUCCUCCCUUGACAUUGCCUGGGAAAUCUCUCAGAUGCAGGAAGCAUUGGAUGAAGCUAUGAACUCGGUAGUAGGCACUCUUAUAAGAAGAGGUCCUCUACAGAACGCAAUCAUGAGUGGCCAAGAAGGAGGAGAAACGUUAGAACUCUUUAAGAAGCAUCAGAAUUGGCACAAGGAAGUAAAUAAAAACAACUUUUCUUUAUUAGAGGACAUGAAAAAAGCCAAGCAACAAGUUCAGGCUUUUACAAUAAAACAACUACAGCCUUCUCGCGACCUGAAUGAUUACAACGUCAAAAGUAUCAACCAGGCGACAUUGCGUCAGCAGAUUCAACCGGGAGAAAAGCCAGCCACUGAAAAUUCAGGCUGGCUAUUCAUGAAGACAAUGACAGGCAAACCUGCCCGAACCGUUUGGGUAAGACGGUGGUGUUUCUUGAAAAAAUCAGUUUUCGGUGUUUUCCUUCUUUCACCAGCACUCACAGCAAUUGAAGAGACUGACAAGUUCGGCGUUCUUCUUAUGAAUGUUCGUUACGAUCCCAACGAAGAGAGGCACUUUUGCUUUGAAGCUCAAAUCGCGGGUGCAGAGCCCGGAUCAGGAGGGGGCCGAAGCAAUACAGCAGAGCGCAUGUCCCUUGUUUUCCAAACUGAAACGCUUGCUGACCUCAGAUUAUGGCUAGGCGCAUUUGAAGAGGCCAAGAAACGCGUUCUCCUACUAGAAAAAGGUGAUCCGGAGUACGAGCUCUCUUUCUCAAGAAUUUCGCCGCUAUUCUACGAGUUUGCAUGUAGCUCAACGAGCGAAACAGAUCAACGAAUGACAUCAUUUGACACCGACGGGCAUUAUGGUAAGUCAAUACUACAAUUGAUGCAAGCUGCGUUUUCGGAAACGGGAAAUAUCAUCUUCCCUCAUGACUCACCGUUCCAAACUCCGCUGCUCAAAACGCCCAUUAUGACAAAGCUUACAAAACUGAGCAUCAUAUCUAGCUUUUUCUUGGCGAGUGAUGGAGUGCCUAAUGCAAUUAUGGCCAAUUACUGGGGUAGCGUCAAUUGGAGUGAGUUUUGCUACAAUGUCAAUUCAAGUGGCUCGGACUUACCAGAUUUUGGCUUGGUGAAUCUUUGUCCAGAAAAAGACGCAACUUCCCCGAUCUGGAGCCCAAUAGAGUACCCUGAUUUUUAUCCAAGGGAUAUGCGCAAUCGAGACAUUCAGUUUAAAAGCCUGUUUUUCUCGAGCGCUUCCCAGCGGAUGAAGAGCAAAUUCAAUGAGCUUCUACUACUGUCGUUUCCUUGUUCAUGGUCUCCUAACACAAAACAAGGAUUCUCAGGCAUGUGUUACGUCACGUCAAGGAACGUAUACUUUUAUAUGAAUUCCAUGGGGUUCAUCUGCUUGUUGAACAGAAGCUUAGAGCAUCUGGUAUCUGCCGAAGUGGUCAAAAAAGCAGACGACAAAAGUUUUGCUGUCAUGAAGCUGUACGACAUAGACGAGCUUUCUAUGACCUGUACUGUAUUCUUUGACGAUCCAGAAGUUACGGCAGCCAAGAUUCGUCUUUUACUCGAGAAUGGCGCUACCGAACAUGCGAAAAGCGAACGGGAAAUUCUAGCGUUGCUCUCGAAUAUAGACAAAGAGUUUUCUGAACAGAAUCGAGCAGAAUCUAGUAAUAGAGGGAAAGAAUUGGUAAAAACUAACCAUCGCGAAAAUAUGUUUUGGGGUGUGGACCAGUCGUUUUAUGAUCUCAUAAGACGCCAACAAAACUUCCAAACACAAUAUGCGUCGGUAUUUAAAAUGGACUUCAACAUUCCACCCAGAGGCCUGAUGCAUGUACUAUUUGGAAACAAGUCAAGCGCCUUUCAGCGGGCUUAUCUUCUUGCCCAUCGUCAAGGGGUUGACAGUACUGUGUCUUGCUGGUACGCCGAAAAAGUGGGACAAUUGACAGAAGCAGCUCGUACUAUCACGUUCAAGAUCGAUCCUACACAACACUUCUUUUCGGCUGAUGGUAACGGGUGGGGCGAAAAGAAAGAAUCUACCUUUUUGAGUGUUGCACAACGCAUAAAAGUCGCAAAGGAAAAUGUUUAUUACGAGGUUGAUCAAGAAACAGGAAAGAUUAAGGUUCCCUUUGCCAAAUCGUUUAGCGUCCGUUCCAAAAUAAUCAUUAUUACAAGGUCAGACGCUAAAAGUAGCAAGUCGCAUUAUAGCGGAAGAGUGGGAGGAACAUGUUCUCUAUAUCUACAUUAUGAUGUUACAUUUUUUGACGACAAUGACGGUAAACCAGCGAAAAGCAUGCAUAUUUUUGAGCGGCUUGCCAAAAGACUGGUUAUGCAUUUCAUGCGUUACGAAUCUAUUCUACUCCGUAACGUGAUUCAGAAAUACUUGGACAGGAUUGGAAAACAUGGGCAAGUUCUUAAGGCAGUUAGACUUUGUGGACAAUUAGCUUUAAUUGAGGGCACAGAUGACAUUUUGGACGUCAGUAAUAAUGAAGCUGCUAGCUACUCGCGAGUAUCGCUUAUGCGCUUCUCAAUGAAGUACGUUUUGUUUUAUAUUGUCAACUUUAUCUUCACAGUGAUAAGAAUGUCCUUUCAAUUAACACACACAAUAUUAACGAAUGUUAUUGCUCUGAAUCGUUUCGUGUUGCUGGGCUUGGUGUUGUCGAUAUUCAUUAAUAUGUUCAUGCUGGGCAAGUCGUCUUGGUCGUAUUGGUCCGUAAAAAGUGCAGAAAACCUAUUUAAGAGCUAUUUGGAUGGUGGUCGCCAACCAAUGCAACGAGCUCUUUACAUUGAAGACCUCAAUUUGCUGACAGACGUCCUCAUCAGCGGGAAUGGCGACUGCUUUGAAAAAUUCAUGUCAUCAGACCGUGAGGUUGAAAGUAAAUAUCGUGCAACGCGCCACGAAAUUGCGCUCAAGCGCAAUGAGCUACUCGUAGAACUCAAGAUUCUGAACACAAUGGACAAAGAACUAGUGCAUGGUGAUUACUUAGCGUUUUUGUCAGACGAAAUUCACAACUGCCGGACAGUGGAGCAAGACAUGCCUGACACAUGGAUCAACGAUACUCAGCUCCAGAUGCACUGCGAAAAGUGCCAAGUAGAAUACAAGAGUGUCCAAGAGCUGCUCUAG